This is a messenger RNA of Guillardia theta CCMP2712, 435 nucleotides long. RefSeq lists its product as hypothetical. NCBI's taxonomy places the organism in Eukaryota, Cryptophyceae, Pyrenomonadales, Geminigeraceae. The record is from RefSeq and is a predicted model, not a curated record. Gene Ontology annotation, molecular function: peptidyl-tRNA hydrolase activity. The coding region runs from base 1 to 435 and encodes 144 amino acids. The transcript has 3 exons.
AUGACUACAUCCAAGUCCUUCCGCACUGCAUUGCGUGGAGGGGCUUCAGAUGAAGUGAGCCCCGGAGAAGCUCCGAAGCAAGAAGCCAAUGGGGACUAUCUCGUGCAGUAUGUCUUGAUACGGAAAGACCUGCCGUGGCCUGCAGGGAGCGUUGUGGCUCAGGGCUGCCAUGCUGUGACAAAGGCCCUGUGGGAGUACAAAGAACAUCAAAAUGUGAUCGACUAUUGCGGUCAAAUCAACUCAAUGCACAAGGUGGUUCUUGGCGUGAAGGACAGGAAGCAGCUGGAGAAGUUUGCAGGCAGAUUGGAAGAGGCAGGAUUGCUUCACUGCAUCUGGGUUGAGCAGCCAGAAGACACUCCAACAGCAUUAGCAACACUGCCAUACCCGAAAUCUACCAUCGGUCCCUUGCUGAAGAAACUUCCAUUGCUGCAAUGA